Messenger RNA from Blastomyces dermatitidis ER-3, 465 nucleotides. RefSeq lists its product as uncharacterized. The record is from RefSeq and is a predicted model, not a curated record. NCBI's taxonomy places the organism in Eukaryota, Fungi, Ascomycota, Eurotiomycetes, Onygenales, Ajellomycetaceae. The transcript is spliced from 2 exons. The annotation marks the transcript as partial.
AAUCUUCAUGUGUUGACAGAUCUGCAUUCAUCAAUGAUAGUGAACUUAAUAUUGAAUCAUUGAUCAAGAACCUGAAGAAUGUGAUAAUGAAGAAAUUAUUUAUAUUAUAUGUGACUGAGUCUUCUGUGUCUCUCUCUGCUCUCUCUAUUUCUUUCUCUGUCACUCUCUCUCAUUCUUCUACACCUGUCUCUGUGUCUGGUUCCUCUCCUGCUACUUCUGUUCCUGUGAUUCUCACUUCUACUACUUCUGGUUUUACUGUCUCUGCUUUCAUUAUCAGCUCUUCUCAUUUCAAGAAGAUGUUGUAUAGACUUAAUGAAUCAUCUCUUUCAGUGUUUGCUCUGGCAUCAGAGGCCAUUCUGAUCAAAGAUGACAACACUGUCAAGACUACUCUCUCUCACUCUCAAGCUUCUAUCAUCACUUUCUCUCCCUCUCCCUUCUCUGUGAGAAAGGUUGUGCACACACUGA